Messenger RNA from Hymenoscyphus albidus, 3947 nucleotides. The record is from the annotation of a GenBank genome assembly. NCBI's taxonomy places the organism in Eukaryota, Fungi, Ascomycota, Leotiomycetes, Helotiales, Helotiaceae.
GCCAUGUAGACCAUCAUCGGGUCCACAGCGUGCCAUGUAGACCCCUAGAGAGCAAGCUUGUUUGACAAACCAGGGGACCUCUGUCUUUGCCUCUGCCUGAGCUGGGCGCUCGGCCUCAAAAAAGCUGUGGCCUCCGCCUGUAUCUGCCCUGACCCCAUCCUGGAUGUUUCUUUUCCAGCAGGCACUGCCCUCCCAAUUUUCCUACUUGGCUCGCCUACCUUCUUGAUAUUUACCAAAGCUCUCUCCGGCGGUCAUCAGUAAUACUCGUACUUACCAAUCCAAUCAUUCCAACUGCAUCAGAUCCACGUUCGUUAAUGCCCCAUGGUCUAUGGCCACAGUGCUGCGUACUUGCACCGGACAAACCCGACAAAAACGAUACACCUCACCAUCACCUCUACGUGCCCCGCAUUGACUUUGUCACCAACUUCCAACCCAACUCGCUUGCUGCGAAAAUAAUUAAUUCCUCCGUACCUUCACGACUCCUGCAAUCUCGUGAGAGUUUGCUAUUCCUACCUAUUCACGCCAAUUGUCAGCGGUGCCGAGAGUGAUUGGACAACACCCCCCGAUUCUGAUUCCUUUCCAGGCGGUCCUAUGCAAAGUCGACAUCUGCUGCGCGUCCUCCCGAGCUUACCCAGACUUCUACAACCGCAAUGCCCUCCACGGAGAAAUAUGGCCAGCCAAUACUGGCAAGGCGCAAUACCUUCCAGCGCAUGUUGGAUUUAGAGCGGAAACAAAAGGUAAGCAGGGCUACUUUACAUGGUGGUGCACCCCCAACUGGGAUGCGACUUGGUUGACAGUACUUCUAUAGGUGAAUCGCCUGCAAGCGCAACCACCACCUCUCCUGCCUCAACCUCGCACAAACACCAUGUCCAUGGACUUGUCGAUGGAGACAAAUCUCACUUCCUACCAGGCGAAUCACUCGAAACCUAUACCACAUCUAUCAAACCACAAUCGCACCAUGACAGCUCCAAACCUCUCGAUCGCGGUACCAUCUCCCGAGGUUUCCCCUGCGAUGGUGAAGGAGGGCAACGGCAUGAAGAAGUACGUGGUCAAGGCUGGCGGCGUGGUACCUCAGACAGAAGGAGAAAGCGGAGACGAAUCCGACCGAUCUUCAAUAUGCCAUUCCCCUGGUUGGGAUGAUAUUCUGGGGAACAAGAAGAAGAAGGAGAAGCUGGAAAAGCAAGCUGCAAAGGACGCCGCCAAGACAAAGAAGAAGGCCGAUAAGCAAAAGCUUGAGGCGGACAAGAAGACGGAAACCGAGCUUAAAUAUGCUCAAAAGAUGAAGAAUCGACUGAGCAAGGCACACAAGGCACCUCCUAGUCGGUACCACAACAUUCCAGCGAUGGAUCGAACAGCAUCAUUCCCCGCAGUCCAGUCAUCUAUGCCCGAUACAUCGACAAAAGAUGACGGUAGAAACAACGCGAACCGAUCGAGGAGGGGAAGCAUUGAUUUGAGUUUAAAGAAUUUUCUCCAUGGUGGGAAGAAAAGUAAUGAUAAUUCAGCAUCUCCCCAAACUACGCCAGCAAAGGAGGCUCCGCCAGGCCAUGUGAAAAAUGGGUUUAUUGGUGGUCUGAAGCUGAGGCUUUCAGAGGAAGCUUCGACUCGAGACAGAAUUCGGUUAUCUCUAGCCCACGAUCGUCCCCCAAAUGCUACUGUAGACAGUAGCUCUUCUACCCGUGACGUCUCCCCAAAUGCACCAUUGGUAAAUAGACAACGCCCAACAGCUACAUAUUCAAUGUAUGUGGAGCCUUCACGCACACCUGCUCAAUGGGAUGACGUGCGGGGCAAUGCUGGAAAGUUUACAGAAGUGAAUAUGAAUUCCUCGAAGCAAGAUGAAGGUUCAAUUAAUCAAAGAAAAAUUAAUACACGCAAAGCCCGAGCACCUGUGUUUGAACAGAUGCCAGCUGGUCAAAAUCGACCAUCCUCGAGGCACGAUGCAUCAAAUCCCAGCAAGAAUAGAUAUCCGCCUUCUAGCCGGUCGAGGACGAGUGGGGAGAUCAACAACUAUCCAAGGAGCUCCUCUCCCAACUCCAUGGAUAGAUCCUCUUUAAAGAGUAGAGAUCGGUCAUCUGAGCCAAGAGGCCGCGACGCCUCAAGCUAUGUUCAAAACCAACGUAGGCAAAGCAAGGAUCGAGCAAUGGCUACAAUCAAAGAUGAUCAUCGGUUCAAGAUUUCCACGGAAUCUGCCAGCCGAGACAGCUCACCAUCUUACCACUCCGUAAAGAGCCAGGUGAGCAAUGAAGCCACUGUUCAGCCAGCAACACAGCAUAUCGCUGUGCAAGCGAAAGUGAGCGAAAUUGAAAAUCCGUUUUCCUUUUUUAGUGACUAUACACCGCCGAAGCUGGAGUUGGAGGAUCAUUCUCCAUCUCGUUCUCCAGCACCAGAGAUGGUAAGCUCCCAGCAAGCCCAGAGAGCGUCUAAAGGUUUCAGAGGUUUUAAGUUCGCAGUUAACUCUGUCUUAUCAAAACAGAAACAUACGUCUAUGCCAUCUCCCUCCAGAAUGGCAUCUCCAAGCGCAAACAGUUUUGUUUCCAGUAUCUUUGAUACUGUGGAGAACCCCGCAUACGCGAAACGUAAACCACCAACUCCGGUGACCGACACCUUUGCCGGGCGGUCCAGUAAAGUUAACAAGUUUUUGGGAGAGGACUUUCCACCGGAGUUGGCCAAACGACCUGCAGCUCAUGCUUCCUCGAAUGCUACGGCGGAAAGUGACAGAUCCGGUUCCCAUGCUCGAACAGCCACUGAUUCCAGUGAGGAAUAUUCGACCCUGGACGAGUUUUCCAAUGUUACCACACCAAUGGCCUCGAGACCUCAGUCGCAAAAGGAUUACUUUCCACCUACGAGUUCACUUGGCCCCAGACCUGCCAACGUCUUUGCCAAUGGACCCGGAAGUUCCACAACCUCUCUUCCACAUAAAACUCAGAAGCCUACUAUGAUGUCAGGUGCGAUUAUGGACGACAGUGCGCCGUACCAUAGCCAAGACAACUUUAGCAGAACUGCAAUGCCAAUGGGGUAUGUUGAUGAUGAGGAGCGGACGCAAACACCAACAGGACUUCGAUCACUCACGCGAUCUACUGAUGCACCAAAUCUGGCUAAUGGAAUUGAAAAGCCAAAAGAGAGCAAAUCAGCAAGUGCCUUGCAACGGCAAUUGAGUCUCAAUCGAUCCGCAUCCACUCCAGAGUUGCAAGAUCUGAGUUUCCUUCCGCCACUCAAACACCAAGCACUUACUAAACCUGCGCCAAAGAAGGCAAAAGGUGGUCUUUUGAAGAGUCUGAAGGGUAAAGAGUCAGCUUCGCCUCGCGAUCCAGUAACCCGAGAGCUUAUCAAACCAGCCCCAAUUUCAACCGGCCCUCAGAAAGCUGGUCAAGGCCCUCUGGAAUCUCCUUCGGGUAACUAUCUUCAAAACGCACGUCUGAGUCUUCCACCACGUCUACAAGGCUCUCCUAGAAGCCCUCGUUUCCCUGGAUCGCCAUCAAGUCAGCUUGGUCAUCCAAAUGCGAUGCCAGAGCAGAUGGCAAAGAUGUUUGUAGUUUGCUGUUCUUGCAAAUACUUCCAUGAUAUGCCUAGCAAGAUUUACGAAUGCAUGGCCAAACCCGAUAACGUUGUCGAGGACAAACACUUGGGUGUCAGUGGAGUCAUUAGUACCAGCGUCAAAUGUCCUUGGUGCGGACAUGGUAUGAGCACCACCUGUUGCGCGGGAUAUGCUGCUGUUGUAUAUUUAAGAGAGAAGCUACAUUAAACAUGUGGCCAUGAUUUGAUUUGGACUUGCGAUUUGGCGGACGUUUUCGUAUCUUUUCCUGGGCUAGAAUAAUACUCAUAUAUGGGCGUUUGUAUCUUGACGUUUUACAGCGGCAGGCAUGCAUUUUGAGCAUUCAAGAGAUAUGUUUUUUGGGAUGUUUUGGUAAUUGAUUUCAUGGUAUAAUGAUGGCUGAGCGGUAACAUGUGGG